This is a messenger RNA of Closterium sp. Naga37s-1, 921 nucleotides long. The record is from the annotation of a GenBank genome assembly. Lineage: Eukaryota; Viridiplantae; Streptophyta; Zygnematophyceae; Desmidiales; Closteriaceae.
GGCACUUGCCCAAAACAAGUGGGAGUGGGCCCUCCCUUCUUCUAUCUCCGCCCUCACUGCGCUUACUUAUCUAGACCUGUCAAAACGAGCAUCAACGGAUCUGCAUCUAUGCUCUUGCAUCUCAGCGCGAUAAAACUACUGAACUUGAGCGACUGCGCAUUGUCUGGAAGCUUGCCACAGCGCAUCGGCGACCUCACCAGGCUCCAGUCCUUCGAUUUUUCCUCAGGAUCUAUCAUUGGAAGCAUACCAUCGACUAUCGGACAGCUGACCAACUUACAUGUUCUAUUUAUUAAAGAUUCUAACAUAAGUGGAACGAUACCAUCUACUCUUGGUCAACUCAGUAGCCUACGCCAGCUGUCCCUAGCUUAUAACUUUAUUGCAGGGACCCUUCCAGCAUCAAUCAGCAACUUGUCAAGUUUGGAAGUGCUGAGAUUGGGAGGCAACAAACUCACAGGAACUUUGCCUGCAUCACUUCAGAGCCUGACAUCACUUCUAACAUUGGAUCUGAGUUACAACUCGUUUACAGGCCUUCUCCCUUCAUCCCUCGGAAGCAUGAUAAGCCUUCAAUACUUAAACGUGGGGUACAACUUGUUCUCAGGAACUUUUCCUGCAUUGAUUGGAAGCAGCAUCAAUCUUCAGUACCUGGCUUGUCAAUGGACCAAUCUCUCGGGAACCUCGCCUGCGUCCCUGGGCAGCUUGACUAAACUGGCUUUGCUGCAGGGGCGUGCGUGGUGGACCAGCAGAGAGCAUCCGCCUUCUGCUCUUUCUGCCCCAACUUCUGCUCCUCCUGCUCUCCCCCGGGUCUCUGCUCCUCCUGCAAGCCACCAGGUGCCUGUGUGUGGGGACAUGGAGAGAGGAACUCGAAAGGGGCAUAUGGGAGCAGCAAAGAGGGGAUAUGGGGGCAGCAGAGAGGGGCUUUAA